Molecule: messenger RNA, 2549 nt
Organism: Sapajus apella (tufted capuchin)
Lineage: Eukaryota; Metazoa; Chordata; Mammalia; Primates; Cebidae
Product: presequence protease, mitochondrial-like
Exons: 18
Coding region: 419-2227 (602 amino acids)
Biological process (GO): protein processing
Cellular component (GO): mitochondrial matrix
Molecular function (GO): metal ion binding
Source: RefSeq, a predicted model, not a curated record
UUGAAAUGCAAGAAUUUCUAGACAGGUAUAUAGUGAUUUUAAAUAAAAUGUGCGUAAGGCCAAGAAUUUUCCCUUUGCUGUGUUUCUCCCCUACUCCCUUCCUUUUUGUUUUCAAUGCAGCAUCACCAACACAUUUGAGGCCUUCACAUUAAGUCUUCUGUCUUCACUCUUGAUUUCUGGACCCAAUUCUCCCUUUUACAAAGCCUUGAUUGAAUCUGGCCUUGGCACAGACUUUUCUCCGGAUGUUGGGUACAAUGGCUACACGAGGGAGGCCUACUUCAGCGUCGGCCUCCAGGGGAUUGCAGAGGAAGACAUUGAGACUGUCAGAAGCCUAGUAGACAGAACGAUUGAUGAAGUCAUUGAGAAAGGAUUUGAAGAUGAACGAAUUGAAGCUUCACUUCAUAAAAUUGAAAUACAGAUGAAACAUCAGUCUACCAGCUUUGGACUGACUCUGACAUCAUACGUAGCUUCUUGCUGGAACCACGAUGGGGACCCUGUGGAGCUCUUGAAGUUGGGAAAUCAGUUGGCUAAAUUCAGACAGUGCCUGCAGGAAAAUCCAAAAUUUUUAGAAGAAAAAGUAAAACAGUAUUUUAAGAAUAAUCAGCAUAAGCUGACUUUAUCAAUGAGGCCGGAUGACAAGUAUCGCGAGAAGCAAGCUCAGCUGGAGGCCACGAAGCUCAAGCAGAAGGUUGAGGCCCUGUCCCCCAGAGACAGGCAGCAGGUCCACGAGAAAGGUUUAGAAUUACGGACGCGGCAAAGCAAACCUCAAGAUGCCUCUUGCCUGCCAGCGUUGAAAGUUUCGGAUAUCGAGCCCACCAUACCUGCCACGGAGCUGGACGUGGUCCUGACAGCUGGAGAUAUCCCUGUUCAGUACUGCUCUCAGCCCACCAAUGGCGUGGUGUAUUUCCGGGCCUUCUGCAGCCUGAACACCCUCCCCGAGGAGCUGAGGCCCUACGUGCCCCUCUUCUGCAGCGUCCUCACCAAGCUGGGCUGCGGCCUUCUUGACUACCGGGAGCAGGCUCAGCAGAUCGAACUGAAGACUGGAGGGAUGAGUGCUGCUCCCCACGUGCUCCCCGACGACUCACACAUGGACACCUACGAGCAGGGUGUGCUUUUCUCCUCUCUCUGCCUGGAUCGAAACUUGCCAGACAUGAUGCAUCUAUGGAGUGAAAUAUUUAACAACCCGUGCUUUGAAGAAGAAGAGCACUUCAAAGUGCUGGUGAAGAUGACCGCCCAGGAGCUUGCCAAUGGAAUUCCCGACUCUGGACACCUGUACGCAUCCAUCAGGGCUGGCAGGACCCUCACGCCCGCAGGGGACCUGCGGGAGGCCUUCAGUGGGAUGGAUCAGGUACGACUGAUGAAGAGGAUUGCAGAAAUGACAGACAUCAAACCCAUCCUGAGGAAGCUCCCUCGUAUUAAGAAGCACCUAUUAAAUGGUGAUAAUAUGAGGUGUUCAGUGAAUGCGACUCCUCAGCAGAUGGCUCAGACAGAAAAAGUGGUAGAAAACUUCCUUAGAAGCAUUGGUCGAAGUAAGAAGGAACGGAGGCCUGUGCGUCCACACGUGGUCGAGAAACCUGCGCCUAGCAGCUCUGAUGGAGAUGCCCACGCUCGCAACGGCUCCCAGAUCAUUAGGAAGCUGGUCAUGGAACCCACCUUCAAGCCCUGGCAGAUGAAGACCCACUUCCUGAUGCCCUUCCCAGUGAACUACGUGGGCGAAUGCAUCCGAACUGUCCCCUACACGGACCCAGAUCAUGCCAGUCUUAAAAUCCUUGCAUGUUUGAUGACUGCUAAGUUUCUGCAUACAGAAAUUCGAGAAAAAGGUGGUGCUUAUGCUGGAGGUGCAAAACUCAGCCACAAUGGGAUUUUCACCUUUUACUCUUACAGGGACCCAAAUACAAUGGAGACACUCCAGUCUUUUGGGAAGGCUGUUGACUGGGCUAAGUCGGGAAAAUUCACACAGCAAGACAUCGACGAAGCCAAACUUUCUGUCUUCUCGACCGUAGAUGCUCCUGUCGCUCCUUCUGACAAAGGAAUGGACUACUUCCUGUCCGGCCUCUCAGAUGAUAUGAAGCAGGCCCACAGGGAGCAGCUCUUUGCCGUCAGCCGUGACAGGCUCCUGGCCGUGAGCGACAGGUACCUUGGCACGGGAAAGAGCACACAUGGCCUGGCCAUACUUGGACCAGAGAAUGCAAAAAUCGCCAAGGACCCAUCCUGGAUCAUCAGUUGAGCAGCCGUGGAGCUUCUGACGGCGCAGGAGCUCAGGUGUGCUACACACACAGGCGUUGAGAAAAGGAGCCUCUGAGCCGAACUGGAAAAGGCAGAAAUGUUACUGCUUUUUCCAAGGAUAUGAUGUCAUUCUUAAAAUUUUGCCAAAGCCAUUGACUGGCAGGUCAGAUAAAAACUUUAUCUAUCUUGAUAAUCAUGCAUGAAACAGCAAAGAUGUGCCAUGUAGAACUUUAGCUUUGUGGUGACAGAAAGACUGACUUUUGCCUGAUUAACCCUAGAAUAUUUAUUUAGGAAUCUAAAAAUAAAGGGCAACUCUGACUUAC